This is a messenger RNA of Benincasa hispida (wax gourd), 1222 nucleotides long. It is a transcript of the gene CLPP6, whose product is annotated as CLP protease proteolytic subunit 6. Lineage: Eukaryota; Viridiplantae; Streptophyta; Magnoliopsida; Cucurbitales; Cucurbitaceae. Gene Ontology annotation, molecular function: ATP-dependent peptidase activity; ATPase binding; serine-type endopeptidase activity. The record is from RefSeq and is a predicted model, not a curated record. Gene Ontology annotation, biological process: protein quality control for misfolded or incompletely synthesized proteins. Gene Ontology annotation, cellular component: endopeptidase Clp complex.
AUGGCAGUAGCUUCAGCCUUUACUGCAUCUCUCAGUUUCUCUGUCUCUUCGCACAAUCGAACGUCAUCCAUUUCUCAACUUUCUCGAAGAAAUUCACACAGGUCCAUUGUGUCUGCCUUGCCGAGGCCGUACGGCGACUCCUCGACAAUUGGAUUAUCGAGUAAAACAAUGGGGGAACCUCUACACGUUGACGAUAAAGACUUUCUUCACACCAGUACAAGUUAUGGGCCGAUAGAGGCUAGGAAAGGUAAUCCACCCAUUAUGCCUGCAGUGAUGACACCAGGAGGGCCUUUGGAUCUCUCUUCUGUGUUAUUUAGGAAUCGUAUAAUAUUUAUUGGUCAACCUGUCAACUCAAUCGUGGCACAGCGAGUCAUAUCACAGCUUGUGACUCUAGCAACAAUUGAUGAGGAUGCAGAUAUCCUGGUAUAUUUGAAUUGCCCUGGUGGAAGUACAUACUCGGUAUUAGCAAUUUAUGAUUGUAUGUCUUGGAUAAAGCCUAAGGUUGGAACAGUGUGCUUUGGAGUUGCUGCAAGCCAAGGGGCUCUUCUCCUUGCAGGUGGAGAAAAGGGAAUGCGUUAUGCUAUGCCCAAUUCUCGAAUUAUGAUACAUCAGCCACAAAGUGGAUGUGGGGGUCACGUGGAGGAUGUCAGACGUCAAGUCAAUGAAGCAGUUCAAUCACGCCAUAAAAUUGACAAGAUGUAUGCUGCAUUUACUGGCCAACCUAUAGAGAAAGUACAACAGUACACGGAGAGGGAUCGAUUUUUGUCUGUUUCCGAGGCUUUAGAGUUUGGACUCAUUGACGGUGUGCUGGAAACAGAAUACUGAGGUUGUAGUUGGGGAAAAGAUCAAAUGUUCAUCAGCCAUAUGUGAUCUGAUUAUGCAGAAUUUGACUUCUGAAUGGGGAAAUUUUAUUUCAGUCUACGGAAUCGUCUUCUCCAAGCUUUGGUACAGAACAUCAAAAUUUCCAGCGCCGUGCAUCGUUUCAUUGGUAAACUCCCAAAUUCUCUGGAUCAAUGCUUAUGAGCUAGCAAUCGAGAACACGAUGAUAUGAUUCCUAUUAUUUGCAGCCAAGUAGAUAUUUAUCUCAUUCAUGUCAAAAUUCUUUUUCUUGAACAAACUGUAUCCUUGAACUCUCACCUUGUCCAGGGCUUGAACAUUAAGAAUGGAUCUUGAUAGCAAUCUUGAAAAAUAGAAUACACCGAAAGCUGGUUUGGUCCCUUAA